Molecule: messenger RNA, 1150 nt
Organism: Plasmodium vivax (malaria parasite P. vivax)
Lineage: Eukaryota; Apicomplexa; Aconoidasida; Haemosporida; Plasmodiidae
Exons: 1
Coding region: 1-897 (298 amino acids)
Source: RefSeq, a predicted model, not a curated record
AUGAGAGUUCUCUCCCUUUUGUCCGCCCUCUGCCUCGUUUCCACCUGCCGAGGUCACAGGAAUUUAUUUGCCAGAAAUAACUACCUGCAGUACCUGCGGUCACAGAACUUCAUGCAGGAAAAACCAAAGUUCCAAAAGCUAAACCAAAAUUACUCGGAAGACCUGAACGAGUUUGACAACUAUGAAGAUGACGAAUUGGAUGCGGAAAAUGUUGAAGCGACCAGCAAAGAGAGGGUGACCCAGAAGAGUGGCACCAGCAGUAGCAGCAGUGAGAACAAAUUAGAAUUUAAAAAUAUCGAAAAGGAGCUGAACAACAUGGGCGAAAUUUUACACGAAGAAAAGGAUAACCUUCUCCUAAUGGGGGGCGGUCGCGAAUGCUCCGUGAGCGACAAAGGCACUUUAGAUGUGUCACUCAACUCAGGUGACAUUUUUAACUUAACCAAGUACACAGUCGAAAUGUCCUCAUCGGGAAUACUCAUUAGGGAUACACAAAAUUCCAACGUCGUCAAAGAAAUCGCAUUUGACACUGUAAAGCUUCCAAUAGAGACCAUAGAAGAAACGAGGGAAUGCUGGAAAAUACGCUCCCAUAAGGAAACGUUCCUCUUUUGUGAACGAAGCAAAGAAGCCAGAGAUAGGUGGAUUACUAACAUGUUAAAAGCUUUGUUCUGUUAUAAUACAAAUAAUUUAACUAUUGACGAGGGUGUGCAGACGGGACUUAGCUCGAAGGUGGACAUUCCAAAGGAAUCAACCGUCGACGCUAGAAUAGCAGCUUCUUUGAAGGAUGAGCCAAAUGGCAGUGGAGACAAUUCUUCCCAUGGUCGCGCAAAACGGAAAGGAAAUAAUAACAUUACCAUUUCGAAUUUAAAAAAUGACAAACCAGAAAUUGUGGUUAACUAGUGCGCGCGACGCUGAGGUGACGAGGCGAGGGGGUGAGCAUAUGGUGACCCUUCCCUUGUCAUUUGGUUGGCAAAUCUCCGCCAAUUCGCUUUUCACCCUUUGUUUUAGACGGUAAAACAUUAGUAAUACUACUAAUGGGAUUACCAUUUCCGAUCGACUGAGCUCUUUUUUUUUUUUUUUUUUUUUUUGUUCACCAUUUUUUUGCCCUAUUUUGUUGCCACGUUUAAUUAACCACCGCGUUAACGCAAAUUGC